Amborella trichopoda is the source of this 801-nucleotide messenger RNA. RefSeq names its product glutathione peroxidase 5 (gene GPX5). Gene Ontology annotation, molecular function: peroxidase activity. Gene Ontology annotation, cellular component: cytosol. NCBI's taxonomy places the organism in Eukaryota, Viridiplantae, Streptophyta, Magnoliopsida, Amborellales, Amborellaceae. Gene Ontology annotation, biological process: response to oxidative stress. The record is from RefSeq and is a predicted model, not a curated record.
ACAAGCCCAUUCCUUUGGAAUUUUUCUUGUUUUUAUUCGUAUACUUUUUUGUUAUUUUUUUUCUCUUCUAUUUUUUAUAUUUUGGUGCUCAUUUCUAAUAUCACCAUCAUGGGGAAUCAAUCCUCAAAUCCCCUUUUUGAGGGAAGCAUCCAUGAAUUCACAGUCAAGGAUUGUAGCGGGAAAGAUGUAAACUUGAGUAAUUAUAAGGGCAAAGUGUUGCUUAUUGUAAAUGUUGCUUCAAAAUGUGGGUUCGGGAGUUUCAAUUACCCUCAAUUAACCAAGCUUUACAAGAAUUAUAAAGACCAGGAUUUUGAGAUUCUAGCAUUUCCAUGCAAUCAGUUCCUCCGCCAAGAGCCAGGGACAAGUGAAAAGGCAAAGGAGUUUGUAUGUACAAGAUACAAGGCAGAAUUUCCGGUUUUUGAAAAGGUUAACGUAAAUGGCCCGAACGCUGCUCCCCUAUACAAGUUCCUCAAAUCAAAAAAACAUGGAUUCAUGGGUGACAGGAUCAAAUGGAAUUUCACCAAGUUUUUGAUCGACAAAAAUGGUCUUGUCAUCGGCCGUUACUCUCCUGCAACCCAACCUUCAUCAAUGGAGGCUGACAUCAAAAAGGCACUGGGGCAAAUCUGAGAGUCCAAGCUUUGUUGCUCCAUUUCCAAUGGCCGGUUCCUGUAGAAAUUCUUUGGAGGACAGUGUUAUUAAUUCUUUCUUUUCAAUUGAAUAAUCAUUUGUCUAUACAAUUUUGCAUGUCCGUCCUAUUAAUGAAAAGGAAAAAGUUGAAUAGAGAGGUGAUUUAACAUUCAA